This is a messenger RNA of Aspergillus pseudonomiae, 1727 nucleotides long. Its product is annotated as acid phosphatase PHOa. Gene Ontology annotation, biological process: phospholipid catabolic process. The transcript is spliced from 5 exons. The coding region runs from base 376 to 1695 and encodes 439 amino acids. Gene Ontology annotation, molecular function: hydrolase activity, acting on ester bonds. The record is from RefSeq and is a predicted model, not a curated record. NCBI's taxonomy places the organism in Eukaryota, Fungi, Ascomycota, Eurotiomycetes, Eurotiales, Aspergillaceae.
CGACCCCACCGAGGGUGUGGAUAAGCAUUCGCCCAGACCUGAUUCCGGGCCCCACUUCACCGGGAUCGAAGUCGUUGUCGCAUGUCCUCCGGAGUAUUCCUGUCUGUACUGCAAGGGGCCCUGAACUUCCUUCGUUCUGUCCCAUCCCGCGACCCAAUCCCAGACUAGUUUUUACAAACAAUACUACUAAGCGAUUGAACUGUUGCCUGCGGUUCAAUUAGCCGAAAUGGCAGCCGUCGAAUGAAACAAGCUUCCCUGACCUCGUGGUUCUACACGCUCAAUUAUCUAACUACCUUGGUGGAUACAACUCCUCAGUAGCGCAAUAUACUGCUAGAAGUACUAGGGACAAUCUCUUGACAAGAAGAGACCACAUAGAUGUCAAAGAUGAAGUCCUUCAUUGCAAGUUUAUUCGCGGCCUCUUUGGCCUAUGCCCAGACGGCCACGCAGAGUGAGCCUUCCCUAUCAGACAUUGAAAAGGCUGCGGCUACCACCGAGCCCUACUCUCCUGUAUCCAAUGUGACUGGCCUGGCCUUUGACAGAUUCUUCCAAGUUUGGUUGGAAAACAUUGACUACUCGGAUGCGUCUGCCGAUGAGAACUACCAAUGGCUGGCCAAGCAAGGAAUCACUCUCACCAAUUUCUUUGCAGUUACCCAUCCCUCUGAGCCCAACUACUGCGCUUCCGCCGGAGGUGACACGUUUGGCAUGGACAAUGAUAAUUUCAACCAGAUCCCGGCUAACGUCUCGACCAUCGCCGACUUGUUCGACACUAAGCACAUUUCCUGGGGUGAGUACCAGGAACAUUUGCCUUACCCUGGCUUCCAGGGAUACAACUACUCCAACCAGGAGACUUAUGCCAAUGAUUACGUGCGAAAGCACAACCCGUUGGUGCUCUUUGACUCGGUCACCAAGAACAGCACGCGUUUGCGUCAAAUCAAAAACUUCACCAACUUUGAGGACGACCUAACCGAUAAGAAGCUUCCUCAGUACGCUUUCAUUACCCCCAACAUGACCAACGAUGCGCACGAUACCAACAUCACUUUUGCCGCUAAGUGGGAACGUACCUGGGUCUCCCAGUUGCUCGACAACUCCUAUUUUAUGGAAAACACUCUGCUUCUUCUCACUUUUGACGAAGACAAGACCUACCCCAAGGGAAACAAGAUCAUGAGCAUUCUCUUGGGUGGAGCCAUCCCUGGCCACCUUAAGGGCACCACUGAUGAUACGUUUUAUACUCACUAUUCGAUCAUCGCUUCCAUGUCAGCCAACUGGGGUCUGCCAUCCCUUGGCCGAUGGGAUUGUGGUGCCAAUAUCCUUGAGAUUGUGGCCAACAAGACUGGCUAUGUCAACUAUGAUGUUGACACGACAAACCUUCGUCUCAACGAGACAUACCCCGGACCUAUGUCCUCUGGCGAGUACUCCAAGUUCUCGCCUGUGUGGCCCAACGCCUUGACUAGCGGAAACUGCUCGGCUGGUCAUGGAAUUCUGGACAUUGUCAAGGAGACCUAUAAGGGAACUACUGCGACUUACAACUACACGAGCCCCUUCCCCUACGAUUCUAAGAGCGGUUACAACGUCAAGGUCACCGCAACCAAGAAGGGUGCGAGCAACAGUGGAUCUUCUUCCUCAUCGACCCCUACGCCCAACGUUGCUAUUCCCUUCGGUACGCCCGCUGUUGGAUCUAUUUCCGGCCGUGUUUGAAAGUUUUAUAUUAUAGAAAAAGCAGAUUUAUA